CGCGACUCCGCUGCGGGUGACGUCACUGGAGCACCGCGGGCUCCGCGAGAGGCUGGAGGCGCGUUUUCGCGGAUUUUGAGGCGUUUUUGCUCUAAAUUAACAACAGCUUUUGUCGGGAAUUUGCAGAAUUUCUCUCAGGGACUCGAGUGAGAGCGUUAAAAUCCGAUUUUCAACCUUUCAUUUCAUGUUUGCUCAGGUUUGUCUGCAGCGCGCGCAGCUGAACUUCCUCAGCUCACCUCAACCGUCUGAUUUCAGUGUACAAAUAAGGAAAUAAGGAAAAUUGUAACACCGUAGACUAUUAGGAGUUACAGGAGAAAAUUUCUCAACAACAUUGACAUUGACUUUGGCCCUUUGGCAACAUUGCACCAUGGCCCCGCCAAGCUCUUGCAUCCUUCUGCUCCUUUGUCUUGGAAUGCUCUAUCCACAUCCAGGUGACUCCUUUCCCCACAAAACCACAUGCACCAUCAAGGAAGGCAAGGCGGACUGCAGCCACAUGAAUCUAAACAAUGUACCCCCGGGUCUGCCCCCUGACAUCAGCACCCUGGACAUGUCCCAUAACCGGCUUAAGGUUCUGGACCCCGGGGCCCUGAGCCGCUACCCGAGCCUGGAGCACCUAGACGUCAGUUACAACUCCAUCAUGGGGCUGGGGCCGGGGCUGUGUGAUGCCCUGCCACGCCUGCAACACCUCAGCGUCCAGCGCAACCAGGUUCUCCACCUGACUGCAACCGAGCUGAGGAACUGCUCACGCCUGACCCACCUCGACCUUUCUGACAACAGGCUCAAGCUUAUCGGCGAGCCCUUCUCCGUUUUAAAGAGUUUGACGUGGUUAGACGUGUCUCGCAACAAGCUGAUCACUGCUGGCCUGGGCACCAAACCUCAGCUGCCCAGCCUGGUGACCCUCAUCCUCUCCGGGAAUGACUUCACAACUCUUAAGACGGAUGAUUUCUCUUUCCUUAGCAGCUCCCCUUCGUUCCGUGUGCUGGGACUUUCCUCCCUGCCUCUAAAAAAGGUGGAACAUGGCUGCUUCAAACCCGUUUCUGCACUCACAGACCUGGUGUUGGAUGGUUGCAACCUCAACACUCUCCUCACCAAAGUCUGUGAUGAGUUGUCGGACACUUCUGUAAGAAAUCUCACCCUCCGCAGCACUCUGCAAACCGUGCUCAAGAACAUCACCUUCAAAGGCCUGCUCAAGACUAACCUCACCAUGCUGGACCUCUCCAGCAACAAAAUAUCUAAAAUCGAUGACGGCACUUUCCAGUGGCUUCCCUCGCUGGAGUCCCUCUCUUUAGAGAACAACAAUAUUAAACACCUGACCAAAGAUACCUUUAUGGGUCUAAAAAGUGUAACGCAACUCAACUUGCAAAAGGCACUGGUUAAAACCAAGGCCGCCUAUCCGAUAAUAGAUGACUUCUCCUUUCAGCCAUUGGUCAAGCUAGAGCAUCUGUUUAUGAGGGACACUUCCUUUAGGGACAUUACUGAGAAUAUGUUUGCUGGACUACCAUCUCUUAGGACACUAGACCUGAGUUGGAGCAAAGCAGGGCUUAAGACUAUCAGCAAUACCACAUUCGCCUCCUUGCAAGGGUCUCCACUCCAGGUGCUCAAUCUUACAAGAAUGGCCCUCACGAAACUUGACCCCGGCGCUUUCUCAUGCCUGGGAAACCUCACCACUCUUGUGCUCAAGUACAACUUCAUCUCCCAGGAUCUAACAGGAGAAGAGUUCCGCGGGCUCAACAGUAUAAGGGAAAUCUAUUUGUCUCUCAACCAGCAGAAGAUCAGCCUAACCCACAGAUCCUUCAUCCAUGUGCCCACACUGAGGGUUCUAAUGUUGGGUCGUGCCUUGACUGGCACUCUAGACAUGGAACCCUCUCCCUUCAGACCACUAACCAACCUCACAGUGCUGGAUCUCAGCAAUAAUAACAUUGCAAACUUCAACAGUGGCUUGCUGGAGGGACUGCAUCAUCUCAAGGUGCUGAAAAUGCAGCACAACAACUUGGCUAGGUUGUGGAAGGAUGCUAACCCAGGGGGUCCUGUUCUGUUCUUGAAGGACACUCAGAACCUCUCUGUUCUGGAGUUGGAUUAUAACGGUUUAGAUGAGAUUCCACUCAAAGCCUUGCGAGGCCUUUUCCAUUUAAAUGAGCUCAGCCUCAGUGGGAAUCUGUUGAACUACAUGCAUGGGUCCAUAUUUAAUGACUUGCAGGCGCUGCGCUACUUGCGAAUGGAGAAGAACCUUCUGACGUCAGUGCUGAUGGGGACGUUCAGCGUCCCGCUGUCCAACUUGUCUGAGCUUCACAUGGAACACAACCCCUUUGACUGCACCUGUGAAAGCAUCCAGUGGUUUUCUGACUGGCUCAAUUCCACCAACACCAGCGUCCCUGAGCGCACCAGCAGCUACAUCUGCAACACCCCAGCAGCGUACUUUAACCGCUCUGUGCUAGACUUUCAGACAAACUCCUGUAAGGACUUGCUUCUCUUCCAGGGUCUCUAUACUUUCAGUAGCACCAUGGUGCUUGGUCUAAUGGCUAUAGCCUUUCUGGUGCACUUCCAGGGAUGGAGGAUUCAGUUCUUCUGGAACAUUGCAGUUAAUCGUACCCUUGGUAUGAAAGGCUCCAGAUAUGAACAAAUGGUUGAGGACAGAUACGACCACGAUGCCUAUGUUAUCCACGCACCUGACGAUAAACCUUGGGUGGAGCGAAGCUUGCUCCCACUGGAAAAUGAAAAUUUUAGUUUUUUCCUGGAGGAUCGAGAUGCAGUGCCAGGCCAGUCCACUUUGGAGUCUAUUGUUGAGAACAUAAGAAGGUCCAGGAAAAUCAUUUUCGUCGUCACAGAGGCUCUUCUGAACGAUCCCUGGUGCAGAAGGUUUAAAGCGCACCAUGCACACCACCACGUAGUGGAAGACAACCGAGACUCCUUGGUUCUGGUUUUCCUGCAGGACGUCGACGAUUACCGUCUGAGCCGCUCACUCCUGAUACGCCAAGGCAUGCUGAAAUCACGCUGCAUCGUCCACUGGCCUCUGCAGAAAGAACGCAUUGCUGCGUUCCACCAGAAACUACAUAUAGCGUUAAACUCCAGCAACAGGCAGAACUGAUGACUGUGAGGUUUAUUGGUGGACUGCACAGUUGCAGUAAGAAUCUUGUGAACAGAAGCAGUGGUGUUGUAAUACCAAUGACACCAAUA
Molecule: messenger RNA, 3174 nt
Organism: Astyanax mexicanus (Mexican tetra)
Lineage: Eukaryota; Metazoa; Chordata; Actinopteri; Characiformes; Acestrorhamphidae
Gene: tlr3
Product: toll-like receptor 3
Exons: 5
Coding region: 368-3085 (905 amino acids)
Biological process (GO): inflammatory response; immune response; toll-like receptor signaling pathway
Cellular component (GO): membrane
Molecular function (GO): transmembrane signaling receptor activity; protein binding
Source: RefSeq, a predicted model, not a curated record